UCCAUCCAUCGGGUGAAUUUUGGAUUCUGGGUUCCGGACGGAUCUCUUGUUGCAUGGUGGUUCGGGCUCCCGAAGAGGGUCAACAAAUGCAGAAAGGGGAGAAAAGUUUCGGUAUACAAAUGCUCUCCGUCCAGCCGGACACCAAGCCAAAGGGCUGUGCCGGCUGCAACCGGAAGAUUAAGGACCGCUAUCUGCUCAAGGCCCUGGAUAAAUACUGGCACGAGGACUGUCUCAAGUGUGCCUGCUGUGACUGCAGGCUGGGAGAGGUGGGCUCCACGCUCUAUACCAAAGCCAACCUCAUUCUCUGUCGGAGAGAUUACCUACGGUUGUUUGGUGUAACAGGGAACUGUGCGGCUUGCAGUAAGCUGAUCCCAGCCUUUGAGAUGGUGAUGAGAGCUAAAGAGAACGUCUAUCACCUGGACUGCUUCGCCUGUCAGCUCUGCAAUCAGAGGUGA
Messenger RNA from Salvelinus namaycush (lake trout), 455 nucleotides. Its product is annotated as LIM domain only protein 3. The transcript has 3 exons. NCBI's taxonomy places the organism in Eukaryota, Metazoa, Chordata, Actinopteri, Salmoniformes, Salmonidae. Bases 54 to 455 code for a protein of 133 amino acids. Gene Ontology annotation, cellular component: nucleus. Gene Ontology annotation, biological process: positive regulation of transcription by RNA polymerase II. Gene Ontology annotation, molecular function: DNA-binding transcription factor binding; transcription coactivator activity. The record is from RefSeq and is a predicted model, not a curated record.